Molecule: messenger RNA, 1952 nt
Organism: Gadus chalcogrammus (walleye pollock)
Lineage: Eukaryota; Metazoa; Chordata; Actinopteri; Gadiformes; Gadidae
Product: procollagen galactosyltransferase 1-like
Exons: 12
Coding region: 74-1903 (609 amino acids)
Molecular function (GO): procollagen galactosyltransferase activity
Source: RefSeq, a predicted model, not a curated record
UGGUCCCAUCAUCCACAUCCCGUGUACAGUGUAAUAUCUGCAGCGGUGCCUUGUCACAACUCUGAUUCCUGCCAUGCACCGGGUCGACUUUCUUUUGCCUCUACUACUGACCAUUUUUCUUUCGGGGUUAAGCCGAGGAUAUUUCCCCGAGGAGCGGUGGACCCCCGAGUCCCCGCUUCUCACUCCCCGGGUUCUCAUAGCGCUGGUCUGCCGCAACUCGGGACACUCACUGCCUCUCGUCCUGGGGACAGUUGAGCGUCUAAACUACCCGAAGGACCGCAUUGCUCUCUGGGUGGCGACGGACCACAACACAGACAACACCAGCGCCCUGCUGGAGGACUGGCUCGUCCAGGUGCAGAAUCUCUACCACUACGUGGAGUGGAGACCCCAAGAAGCUCCCAGGGACUAUGUCAAGGAGGCGGGGCCUAAGCACUGGACUGGCGCACGUUAUGAGCACGUGUUGAAGCUUCGUCAGGCUGCCCUGGACGCGGCCCGGGAGAUAUGGGCCGACUACUUCCUGCUGAUGGACUGCGACAACCUGCUCACCAACCAGGACGUUCUACAGCUGCUAAUGAGAGAGAACCAGACCGCUGUCGCUCCCAUGCUGGAGUCCAGGGCGGCCUACUCCAACUUCUGGUGCGGCAUGACCUCCCAGGGCUACUACAGGCGGACCCCCGCCUACAUGCCCAUCCGCAGGCGGGAGCGGCGGGGCUGCUUCGCCACGCCCGUGGUGCACUCCACCUUCUUGCUGGACCUCCGCAAGGUCGCCUCCCGCCAGCUGGCCUUCUACCCCCCCCACCCCGAGUACGCCUGGGCCCUGGACGACGUCAUCAUCUUCGCAUUCUCCGCACGCAGUGCAGGAGUACAGAUGCACGUGUGCAACAGGCAGACGUACGGCUACCUCCCCGUUCCCCUGCCCUCCCACAGCUCCCUGCAGGACGAGGCAGACAGCUUCCUGCACACUCAGCUGGAGGUCUGGGUGAACCAUCCUCCACUGGAGCCAUCUAUCUACCUCUCUGUGCCCCCCAAGCGGCCUGACAAGAUGGGCUUUGACGAGGUGUUCUUGAUCAACCUGCACCGUCGAGCAGACCGGCGCGAGCGCAUGUUGAGAGCUCUUUAUGAGCAGGAACUCACCUGUAAGGUAAUUUCCGCUGUGGACGGCAAGGCCCUGAACACCAGCGACAGAGAGGCCAUGGGUGUCCAGAUGCUGUCCGGCUACAAAGACCCCUACCAUGGACGCUCUCUCACUAAGGGCGAGCUGGGCUGUUUCCUCUCCCAUUACAACACCUGGAAGGAGAUCUCAGAGCGUGGUCUGCAGAGCUCUCUGGUCAUAGAGGACGACCUCCGCUUCGAGGUGUUCUUCAAACGCCGUCUGAGCAACCUGCUGUACGAGGUGACCGCCCACGGACUGGACUGGGACCUGAUUUACAUCGGCCGGAAGAGGAUGCAGGUGGACCACCAAGAAACGUCCGUUCCCAAGAUCCACAAUCUGGUGGAGGCCGACUACUCCUAUUGGACGCUGGGCUACAUGAUGUCGUUGAAGGGCGCGCGGAAACUGCUCAGGGCGGAGCCUCUGAGUAAGAUGCUCCCCGUCGAUGAGUUCCUUCCCGUGAUGUACAAUAAACACCCAGUCUCUGCCUACAUGGCCCACUUCAAGCAGCGGGACCUGCGUGCCUUCUCGGCCGAGCCGUUGCUGGUGUACCCCACCCACUAUACGGGCGAACCGGGGUACAUCAGCGACACGGAGACCUCGGUGGUCUGGGACAACGAGACGGUCCGCACCGACUGGGACCGCGCCCGCUCCAGGAAGACCCAGGAGCAGGCGGAGCUCAGCUCCGACGCACAGAACUCAGGCGUGCUGCAGUCGGACCUGGACAACUGGAGCGCCAAGGAGGAGCUGUGAGGAGGAGGAGGAGGAGGAGCUGUGAGGAGGAAAAGGAGGAAGAGGAGCU